Messenger RNA from Salmo salar (Atlantic salmon), 1536 nucleotides. It is a transcript of the gene mrps9, whose product is annotated as mitochondrial ribosomal protein S9. NCBI's taxonomy places the organism in Eukaryota, Metazoa, Chordata, Actinopteri, Salmoniformes, Salmonidae. The record is from RefSeq and is a predicted model, not a curated record. Gene Ontology annotation, molecular function: structural constituent of ribosome; RNA binding. Gene Ontology annotation, cellular component: mitochondrial small ribosomal subunit; ribosome. Gene Ontology annotation, biological process: translation.
UCGACGUACUUCCUGUUUUCACGAGAGCGUCGUACAGCAAACAUGGCGGCCUCCAGUGGAAGAACCGUGGGAUCUUUUCUCUGGAAAUGCGGAAAUUGCUGGUUCAAUUUUAACACAGUCUCGUCAAAUUUAACUCGCCAGGUGCUGUCCAGACAGCUAUGUGUGAGCGCUGUGCUCCACAGGAAGAACCUGGCUGCAGCGGGCCCAGAGAAGUUCUCGGAGGAGUUCAUCAAGAAGCAGGUGGAGGAGUUCAACAUCGGGAAGAGACAUCUAGCCAACAUGAUGGGAGAGGACCCUGAGACAUUCACUCAGGGGGACAUUGAUAGAAGCAUUGCAUACCUGUUCCCCUCCGGCCUGUUUGACAAUAAAGCCAAACCACUGAUGAAGCAUCCGGAUGAGGUGUUUCCAAAACAGAGAGCUGUCCAAUGGGGCGCAGAUGGACGGCCAUUCCACUUUCUGUUCUACACAGGAAAGCAGUCCUACUACUCUCUAAUGCACGACACCUUCACUAAAGCCCUGGCAGUAGAGAAGCACCAGGACCGUCUGAGAGGAAAGGGCCUCUUCACCCAGGACACCAAGCAGAUUUCUCUGGUGGGUAGUCGGUGGUUGCUGAAAGAAGAGCUGGGGGAGUUGUUGGUGGAGACCAUCUCAGACCACGAUUAUGCACGGUUCAUCCAGCUGAUGGAGAGGUUGCUGUCUCUGCCCUACUGCUCUGUGGAGGAGGACUUUGUCCAGCGUUACCGCAGACAGCUAGAGAUCCAAUCCUCCAAGCAGCAGGUCCAGCCCCUACAGUACGACCAGCACGGAGUGGCUUACAGCACUGGAGAUGGCAGGAGGAAGACCGCUACAGGUACUGUCCUACUGAGAGACAGCGGCUCAGGCUCCAUCAGCAUCAACGGGACAAACUAUGUCCACUACUUCCCUGUCCUGCAAGACCGGGAGCAGUUGAUGUUUCCCCUCCACUUUAUGGGGGUGCUGGGGAGGUUUGACAUGCAGUGCAGUGUGAGUGGCGGGGGCCAUUCCAGCCAGGCGGGGGCGCUACGCCUCGCCACCUCCCGCGCCAUGCUCAGCUUCCUGUCUGAGGGACAGGUGGAGACCAUGAGACAAGCUGGGCUGCUGACCCCUGACCCCAGAAUUAAGGAGAGGAAGAAGCCGGGCCAGGAGGGAGCGAGGAGGAAGUUCACCUGGAAGAAACGCUGAGGUUGAGGACAGAAUAGAACUGGACACAGGGACAUCUUCAUCAUUAUCUUCCUCUGAGAUCAGAACUGUUAUUAGUAAGUGGACAAAUUGUUCAUCCAACCCCUGUUGUAGCUUUUUAUAUGUCCCCUAAAGGUGUUUUAGAUCUGGAAAUAGCCACCAAGUACAUGACUCAAAUACAUGUACAAAUUCAAAGGGGUUCUGUCCAUGUGAGGGCAGAAUACCCAACUCCAUAUAGGCUGUAAUGUUUUUUUUCUGCCACCAGAGGGCCAUCUGUGUCAACACACCUGUCCAUUGUCUUUGUCUGUAUAUUGAAAAUAAAAUGUUGUUUUUCAUAUA